This is a messenger RNA of Anolis sagrei ordinatus, 1097 nucleotides long. RefSeq names its product nucleoside-triphosphatase, cancer-related (gene NTPCR). Lineage: Eukaryota; Metazoa; Chordata; Lepidosauria; Squamata; Anolidae. The record is from RefSeq and is a predicted model, not a curated record. Gene Ontology annotation, molecular function: ATP hydrolysis activity.
GAGAGGCCUCAGGAAAGGCAGGCCUUGUUGUUGUUUCCCUUCCCCGCCUCCCUCUCUCUCUCUCUCUCGCACUCCUGUUCCCAAAAAGGGAUCUCCUUCCGAGCCUCUCGGGGGAGGGAAGCUCCCCCUAUGGCGAAGCACGUUUUCCUCACAGGGCCGCCAGGAGUUGGGAAAACAACAUUGAUCCAGAAAGCCAUUGAAAUAUUGAAAUCUUCUGGUCUCCCUAUUGAUGGAUUUUACACAGAGGAAGUAAGAGAAGGUGGCCGGAGAAUAGGGUUUGAUGUUGUCACUCUGAAUGGAAGAAGAGGAAUUCUCUCUAGAGUUGGUGAUGGUCCUGCAACGGCAAGGCGUGAAUAUCGUGUUGGGCAGUAUGUAGUGGACCUAGCAUCAUUUGAACAGUUGGCUCUUCCUUUACUGAGAAAUGUUCAUCCUGACAGUAGUGGAGUGAAAAAGAUCUGUGUAAUUGACGAGAUUGGUAAAAUGGAGCUCUUCAGCCAGUCAUUCAUUCAAGCUGCCCGUCAAUUGCUGAGUGGAUCAGGAGUUGUGAUGCUUGGAACCAUUCCGGUGCCCAAAGGGAAGCCCCUGGGGCUCGUGGAAGAAGUUAGAAGUCACAAGGAGGUGAAGGUCUUCACUAUCACAAAGGAGAACAGAGACAACAUUUUGGAAGAUGUUGUGAAAGCUGUACAGAACUGCUUGAAAUGAUAUAUUUAUGUUUCAUCAUAUUAAGUCAUGUGUUCUUUGUAAUCCAGUACAGCCUCUGUUGAUUUCCUUGAGGGUGUUAUUGACACUCAAUGUGCAGAUAUUGAACUGUUGCACAUGUGUUACUAGCAACUGAUUUCAAGAUCAAAUUUUCUCUGUUUACGCCAAGUUAUUGAAUACAUGAUGUCACAUUGAUGAAAGUCCACAUCUUGAACUGAAUCCUAUUGAAAGUUGGUCCUGGCAAGUUGUGAAAAAUUCUGCACUAUAUUGGAUCAAAAUCUGUGGAAUUGAGCUUAGGCUUUUUUACUUGUAGGAAACAGUUUUCUUAGUAUGAGAUUUCCAAAGAAUGAAUAGCCUUGCAUUCUCCUUUAUAGAAAAUAAAUUCAGAUAUGGGACGA